CUGGGAUGACAGRAGCUCUGUGAGUAGUGGCGUCAGUGACAACAUCGACACAGAUGACAUCAACACCAGUUCCUCCAUCUCCUCCUACGCCAACACACCUGCAACCCAGCGUAAGGGCCUCAGCACACAGCCUGUGACGGAUGCAGAGAAGCACUCGGCCUCCUCAGCAGUUCAUCAAGCUUGGGCAGGAGACGAGGUGAAGAGGCCAGACGGCGGGUCAGACGCAGGGGUCAGAAUGGAUUGUGGCUCCAAGUGGAGCCGCAGGACCUGUAACAUCUCUGAUGAGUCUGACAAGGGCAGCUCAGGGAGGAAGACCCCCUCGGUGUCCCAAACAGGCUCCUGGAGAAGAGGCAUGAGCACUCAGGUGGGGGUGACAUCACCCCGGACUAAAAGCACAAGCAGCACAGGCUCCACAGUCUCCUCCGGCAUCAAGAGCCACAGUUCAGGUAAGACAGACGACGUUAAGGUGUCAGAGAAAGGACGUCUUUCUCCUCGCUCUAAUGGCCUUCAGCGCUCUCCGUCAGACGCUGGCCGCAGCAGCGGUGAUGAGGCGAAGAAGACGCCGACCACAAAUGCACUCACGCACACUGUCUCAGACCCACAAUCCCACAUACACGCGCUGGCCUCGCGUGCCCCAACCAGCACCUUUGGCUUCAAGAAGCAAGGUGCAGGGAUGGUCACCAUGGUCACUGCYAGUGGCGCCACCAUCACCAGCGGAUCGGCCACCCUGGGGAAGAUGCCUAAAUCUGGGGGGCGCUCGCUGUCGGGAGGCUUGAAGUCCGGCGGGCAGGACGGAGGCUCUGUGUUGGGCCACCACGACGAUGUCUUUCUCCCCAUGAGCGCGCGCUCCACGCUGCAGUACCGCAGCCUGCCCAGACCCAGCCGCUCAGGAGCCGCGGCCCGGAGCGGCAACCGCUCCUCCACCAGCAGCAUCGAGGCCGCCGUGCUCUCAGUCACGUCUCACGGCAAGAACGCCAUCGGCAUCGCCAAAACCAACAGCUCCGCGGGCCUGCUGGCGAAUCAGACGGACCGGGAGAAAGGGGUCUCCGAGUUCGACAACCUGAGGAACGGCGCCGUGGCGCAGAGUGGAGGAGCAGCGACUGUCCCUCUGACAGGAAGACAGCAGGUUUCUUCACCUACGUUACGCAGGUUAUUUGGUGGAAAGAGCAGUAAGCAGGCUCCGGUCACCACAGCUGAAAACCUGAAGAAUUCCACAGUCAUCUCCAACCCCCACGCCACCAUGACCCACGUAGCUACGGUGCUGGAGUCCCCUGAUGGAGGUCUUGGAGUCAGAGACAGCGAGACCAGCAGCCCCCUGUUUGGAGGCAGAGCGUUGGGGUCAGGGAUGGGCACACUGGGCAGUGAGCAGGCCUCCAGCCCAGGGUCAGUUUACUCCUCCACCGGCCCCUCUAACAGCCUGACGUGGGGGACCACAUUCAGCGGCUCCUCUGUCCCAAGCCGGGAGGGCACCCUCGGUGGAUAUGCUGGGACAGGCAGRGUGGGCUUCCCUUCUGUCAGCAGCAUGCACACCAGCAGCGAGUCCAUUGACAUGAGCCUGGGCAGCGCUGGAGGCGGCGUCGGGGGCCACGGCACCCACAGGGAGGACACUCUGUCGGCUCUGGGUCGCACCGGCAGCGUGAAGACCGGCAUGUCUGAGAGCCCCCUGUCCUCCCCCUCCGCUAGCCCUAUAUUCAGCCGAAACACGCUCCCUCGGAGGCAGGACAGCGGGCCACACUGUGGUAGAAACACUCUGCCUAAGAAGGGAUUCAGGUACGGCCCGUCGACCCAGCUGCGAGGCCACGAGGAUCGUGAUUGGCUGCGCUCCCACUCCACCAGCGGGCUGCAGGACUCUGUCAGCAACUCGCCGUUCUCCCCCAGCUCCAGCCUCACCUCCCCCUCCGGUACUCGCUUCAACUUCGCACAACUGGCAUCCAGCCCGACCUCUGCAGCUCAGAUCAAUCUCGCUGGUUUGCGCAACAACAGCCUGACCAAUCAGGAUGCUCCGUUUGACCCCAGCAGUGACAACCGGCUGAGAAACUCCUGCAUGUCUCUGGACGAGAAGACUCGCACCAUGAGCCGAUCGGGAUCAUUCAGGGACGGGUUUGAAGAAGUUCAUGGAUCGUCCUUGUCUCUGGUCUCCAGCACAUCUUCCAUUUAUUCCACGAAUGAAGAGAAGUCUCAGUCGGAGAUUCGAAAGCUGCGUCGGGAGCUGGAUGCCUCCCAGGAAAAAGUCUCUGCCCUCACGACACAACUGAGUGCUAAUGCUCACCUGGUGGCAGCGUUUGAGCAGAGUCUGGGCAACAUGACCAUCAGACUGAAGAGUCUCACUUUGACGGCAGAACAGAAGGACUCUGAGCUGAAUGAGCUGAGGAAGACCAUCGAGCUGCUGAAGAAGCAGAACGCUGUCGCUCAGGCUGCCAUCAAUGGAGUCAUUAACACCCCUGAACUCGUACCUAAAAGUGACCGAACAGGUGGCAGUAACAGCGCUCUUCAGCAGCAGCAGCAGAACCAGCAACCAGACCUGCGCAUCAGGCGGCAGCACUCCUCUGACAGCGUCAGCAGCGUCGCCAGCGCCACCAGCCACUCCAGUGUGGGCUCCAACAUGGAUGCUGAUGCUAAAAACAAGAAAAAGAACAAAAAGAACUGGGUCUAUGAGUUGCGGAGUUCUUUCAAACAAGCCUUCACCAAGAAGAAAUCUCCCAAAUCAGCCUCUUCUCAUUCCGACAUCGAGGAGAUGACGGACUCGUCGCUGCCCUCCUCCCCUAAACUGCCUCACAACGGCACUUCAGCCACCGGCCACCUGCUCAGAAACACUCACUCCAACUCACUGCUGUCUGAGUGUUUGGACAGCGAGGCGGAGACGGUGAUGCAGCUGCGCAGUGAACUCAGGGAGAAGGAGAUGAAGCUGACUGAUAUCCGUCUGGAGGCUCUCAGCUCCGCACAUCAGCUGGACCAGCUCCGAGAGUCCAUGAACCGCAUGCAGCUGGAGAUCGAGAAGCUGAAGACGGAGAACGAUCGUCUGAAGCUGGAGAGUCAGGGCAGCAGGACCGGCUCCCAGGUGUCCAUCUCGUCUUCUCCUCCCCCUCACACACAGAGCCAUGCUCCCGGACCGGCUCCUGGACUGUCUCAGCACAGCCUCAACCUCACCACCAGCGAGUCGACCAGCCUAGACAUGCUGCUGGACGAUACGGGUGGAGAGGGCGGGAUGAGGAAGGAGGGGCGACACGUGAAGAUCGUGGUCAGUCUGGAUGAGUACAGCAAGUGGGAGGAGGAGGGCCAGUCUCGUCAUUUUCUGAUCGGCUGCAUUGGUGUGAGUGGAAAAACUAAGUGGGACGUGUUGGAUGGAGUGGUCCGACGCCUUUUUAAGGAGUAUAUUACUCAUGUGGACCCGGUGAGCCAGCUGGGCCUGAGCACUGACAGUGUGCAGGGUUACAACAUUGGAGAAAUCCAUCGGCCCAGCAGCCCCAGCACGGCCAGCACGCCUGAACUGCUGCCCUGCGGCUACCUGGUGGGAGACAACACCAUCAACAUCCAGCUGAAAGGUGCACACAGUGAAAGUGUGGACUCGCUGGUGUUUGACACGUUGAUCCCGAAGCCCAUGCUGCAGCGCUACAUCUCCCUGCUGAAAGAGCACAGACGGGUCAUCCUCUCUGGUCCGAGCGGUACAGGAAAGACCUACCUGGCCAAUCAACUGUCUCAACACUUGCUGCAGCUGGAGGGCCGACCCUUGACCCCAAACGCUGUUGUUACUUUCAAUGUGGACCACAAGUCCAGCAAAGAGCUCCGGCAGUACUUGUCAGGUUUGGCGCAGCAGUGCAGGGGGGUGUCUGGAGAAGAGGGCCCUCUGGUGGUCAUUCUGGACAACCUCCACCAUGUCAGCUCCCUGGGGGAGAUCUUCAAUGGUCUCUUCAACUGCAACUACCAGCACUGCCCUUACAUUAUCGGCACCAUGAGCCAAGCUACGUCAUCGGCCCCUAACCUGCAGCUUCACCACAACUUCAGGUGGGUCCUGUGUGCCAACCACAUGGAGCCAGUGAAAGGAUUUCUCGGUCGCCACCUGAGGAGGAAGCUGAUUGAGAUGGAAAUCGGCAGCCGGACGCGCAGCACGGAGCUGGUAAAGAUCAUCGACUGGGUUCCACGGGUUUGGCACCACCUCAACCGCUUCCUGGAGAGUCACAGCUCCUCUGAUGUCACCAUCGGACCUCGUCUCUUUCUGUCAUGUCCCAUGGAUGUGGAGGGAUCCAGGGUUUGGUUCACUGACCUCUGGAAUUACUCCAUUAUCCCCUACAUGCUUGAGGCUGUACGCGAGGGACUGCAGCUGUACGGCCGCAGGGCAGCGUGGGAGGACCCAGCAGCCUGGGUGAUCGACACCUACCCCUGGUCAUCAUCUCCACCUCAAGGGGACUGGCCCCCACUGCUGCAGCUGCGCCCCGAAGACGUGGGCUUCGAUGGCUACUCGGCGCCAAGAGAAGGAGCCAGGAAGGAGCUGCCGCAGAGUGACAGUGACGCAGACCCGCUGAUGAACAUGCUGAUGCGUCUGAAAGAAGCGGCGACGUCAUCGAGCCCGCAGAGCUACGACAGCGACUCCAACAGCAACAGUCACCAUGAUGACAUCCUGGACUCUUCGCUGGAGUCAACAUUGUGAUACUUUCAAAACUUUUUUUAUUAUUUCAAAAGAACAUUUUAAAACUUUUCUCAAGGUGAGAAUUUUGAAAAUAGAUUUUUUUUGUGUGUGGGGAGGGGGCACAAAAUGUAGCCGCCUUGAUUUGGGUGCAGGUAACCCAAAUAUGUAGGAGGAGAAAAAAAUCCCAACAGCAUUUCUGUAAGAGAGCAACAAACAUUUCUAGAGCACUGCCUUUUAUUUCCUUCACCACUGUGGCCCGUGGCUCCUUUAUCAGGAAGCUAACGUCUAUUGCAGACAGACAGAAGCACACCUUCUGUUGCUGAGGCGUCAUCGUCAUCAUCAUCAUCAUCGGUUUACUUAAACACCAGCCAGGUGGUCUUCAUCCUCCACUGAGCUGCCAAAUCGUCCCCUCAGCACGAAGUUCAGCUUCCUGCACAGCUGCAUGGCUCCAGAGCGUCCUGCAGGUGGCGAUGCAGUGACGUUCCCUGGAACAGUGAAGAGGAGUGACCUGCUGCAGGAUGGAUGAACAUCCACGGCUCAGUUUGACUGUUUGUGGAUAAAACGAGCUAAAAUGAAUGUUGGGACCAUCGGCAAUCUGUUCUCAUUUCCAAAAACCACUUUUUUUUAAUUCUUCAAAUGUGUCAAAGUCAGCAUAUAUCAGUUAUUAUUCUGGUCCCUCACCAAGUUCCUGUCAGUUCCAUCUAAACGGACUGUUUCUGCUUUUACAUUGUAGCAAAACUGCCACCAUAUUAGUGAUGAACUCCCGCCAGAUGUAACUAAUAAGUGUUCACUUGCCACAGACUGGGUUUUCUUGUUCACAUUUAACAUUAGGUGCCCUGAGAUGGCAUUAAUUUUUUUAUUUUUUAUUUUUUUAUUUUAUUAUUUUGUGCUGGAGAAAUCAAACUGUGAGCUAAAGCCUUGUAAAUGAGCUCACGGCCAUCCCAAAACUUGACCUUUCAUGUCACGGCUUGCCAAAUUUACUAAACCUGGUACUUCUGGUUUAACUAACGGCAGCAACAGAGAUCGCACAGAAACUACAGAGUUCUACUCAGAACUUAGCACAAGUUUUUUUACAGCUCGUUCACGUCAAAACAAACACAACUAACCCUUAAAGUACAUAAAAAAUAACUUUAAACAAGAACAAUAUCUACCUGGUGAAGCUGUCUGUUAUGGAAAUGGUUGACUGAUAAUAAUCACUUUGGUGAAGUUUAUCCUUUUCACACAUUUUCAUGCAGUUUACCAAACAYCAUCUCUUGAAAAAAACAAACAAACUUCCAUGUUCUUUCUCAUUAAGAAAUUUUUAAUUUUUUUAUUUUUUUAUUUUUGGCCCACGCAGGCUGUUGUAGCACAAUUCUCCUUUUGGUGCUGGACUUAAUCUUAAACAUUGCCUUACGCUUUUUUACCAGACUAGGUGCAUUAGCUGAUUACCAGUAGUUCAUUGAAGCGGCUGUAAAUGUAACAGGGCUCAGAGUCGACCGUCCUCGGAGCCGCUGCAGUGGUCCAGGACCACCGUUGACCUCUCAUAUCAAUCACCGACGCCGUGAGGUUGAAAAGAUGUGACUGAGAAAGCGGUGCUUUUUGUUUUCUUUGUUUUUUUUUAAUUAUUAUUUUGCAUGAGUGACCCGAUGUUAAGAAGACUGUAAAUAUUUUUCAACUGCUUGAAUGAAAAGAGAAAAAAAAAUAUGUGUUUUGGUGCUUGAAAUCAGGGCCCUUUUGUGGGUGGAGAGAAAAGGAAAAGAUGUUUUUAUCAUCUUUUAAUUCUGCUUUGCUAUAUUUUGAUUGUGUGAACAAAAGUUAUAACAUGUUGAACAAGUUAAGUGGAAACUAAUAUUAAAGCUGCUUUGUUAAUAUAAUUAAGAGUUAUAAAGGUACUUGUGAUUAAAUGAUCAUGAAAAUUUUUGCAACUUUAAAUGGUCCUUUUUUAAAAAAAAUAAAAAAAGAUGUAAUCCUUGAAGCCUUUCUUCAGAAAAGGGCAGGUAGAUGUUUAAAGUCAGAGAAAAGUGGUCCUUUCAARGUGUUUCUCACUGAUCCUAUGCAACCUUCAUUCUGACCCAGAUAUUACAGCUGAAUGUGUCGUUUCCAGCAGUUUUGAGCAACAUUUCAAAUGUUUUGCAUGACGCCAAAUUUCUCACCCGUGUGUGUUUGUUCCCCUAACGCUCACCUGCUUCGGUCUUUUUCAAGCACAAAGAGUAAAAAUCCUGUCCGUCUGUGGAACGCCUGCUCUGAGGUGUGAAUGUUUGAAGCAUUUUUGUUCCUCAUAAACCCAACYAAUGUUUAGCUUUCGUAGCCAUGUACAUUUCUUUUUAUAUGUAACAUAGCUUUGUAAAUAGUUUGAUCGUCUCGCAGGAUUUUUAUGACCUUUUUCUAGCCGAUUUGGUACAAUACUUGAAUCUGAGGUAUUUUGUGUAAGGUCUCUUCACACCAGAGAAAACCAUGUGGUUUGUAAAGUGUCUGUCCACCCGGGGGCURGCAGAAUUGAAUCUAUCACUGUACUAGUCUUAAGUUAUUGUGAUUCAAUAAAUUUAUUAAUUAUUUAUAACUGAA
This is a messenger RNA of Austrofundulus limnaeus, 7168 nucleotides long. RefSeq names its product neuron navigator 2. NCBI's taxonomy places the organism in Eukaryota, Metazoa, Chordata, Actinopteri, Cyprinodontiformes, Rivulidae. Gene Ontology annotation, molecular function: ATP hydrolysis activity; protein binding. Gene Ontology annotation, biological process: nervous system development; neurogenesis. The record is from RefSeq and is a predicted model, not a curated record.